Molecule: messenger RNA, 710 nt
Organism: Thamnophis elegans (Western terrestrial garter snake)
Lineage: Eukaryota; Metazoa; Chordata; Lepidosauria; Squamata; Natricidae
Gene: IAPP
Product: islet amyloid polypeptide
Exons: 5
Coding region: 1-540 (179 amino acids)
Cellular component (GO): extracellular region
Molecular function (GO): hormone activity
Source: RefSeq, a predicted model, not a curated record
AUGUGCAGUCUUAAGGGACCUUUUCUUUUCAUCAUCUUGUCUCUUACUUUAAACUCCCUGGAAGCAACGCCAGUCGAAAGGCUACUUUCUUUGGCUUUAUCUUAUGGGACAUCCAACCGACAAUUAGCGAGUCCAAAGAAGAUUUACCGAGAUAGUGAAAGGACUGGAAACCCAAGUCCUCCUAAAAGACCUAGAGAUGUUCAGCUUGCAGAAGAGAAGUUUGAAAAGGGACUUGAUAGCUGUCCUCAGCUGUCACACUAUAAAGAAACACUUUGCGUUCAUUCUCAGUUGCUCCACAGGCCCAAUGGCUUGUAUGAUACUCAGGACACUGUUGUGGCCGCCAGUGGAGCUGACAACAGAUUCAGACACCACCACCUGGACAAACGGAAGUGCAACACCGCCACAUGUGUGACACAACGCUUGGCAGAUUUCCUGGUCCGGUCCAGCCACACCAUCGGGACCAUCUACUCGCCUACCAAUGUAGGGUCCAACACUUAUGGGAAGAGAGGCAGAGAACUUCCCAACUACCUACAGCUUUAAGAAGGCAGGAUGGCACAACGGUGGCGGCUCUCGCUAGAAAUUGCUCUUCCUGCCUCUGGGUCUCUAUGCUAUAAAGUCCUGGUCCUCUCGGUUUUCCAUUCGUUUCGUUUCAGCAAGGCCGACAUUCAGGGGUGGGUUCCUGCCGCCAUUACUACCAGUUCGGCGCCCGA